Messenger RNA from Athalia rosae (coleseed sawfly), 8298 nucleotides. Its product is annotated as xin actin-binding repeat-containing protein 2. Gene Ontology annotation, molecular function: actin filament binding. The record is from RefSeq and is a predicted model, not a curated record. Gene Ontology annotation, cellular component: plasma membrane; actin cytoskeleton. Bases 1247 to 5923 code for a protein of 1558 amino acids. The transcript has 23 exons. NCBI's taxonomy places the organism in Eukaryota, Metazoa, Arthropoda, Insecta, Hymenoptera, Athaliidae. Gene Ontology annotation, biological process: actin filament bundle assembly.
GUAGGCAUGGUGUAGGCUCGCGAGACUUUUUGUAACUCUUCGUUGUGUAGCUGAGGAAAACAAUUCUGCAGUCAACCGUCUUUACAAAUAUCAAUGUGUUGAAUUUUGUUUGAAAAAACUUUCUUUCAACCAUGUACAGUAAUCAUGGUCUGAUUAUCAAUUUCAAUUGUGGCAUACAUCGUUCAAACAUCUUUGAAUUGAACCCUCGCCAUCGUCCGGGUAGAUAGCUCAUCGAACGAAGUUCACCCCUAUUAUGAAAGAUGGCGACAUACAGACGGGUAGUGAGGGUAGUGAAAGUGGGAUUUAUAUUUCAUAUCGCCUUACCCCGGGAGUUUCAUUACAUAGUCAAACAAAAACCGUAUUAUUUAGAUAUAACAAAGGUUGUUAUUGUUCCCUAGAAUUUGGGACAAGUUAUAACUAAAUAUCAACUACAUUUUUGCCAUUAGUGCAUCUCAUGUGUGGAAAAGACCAAAGAAAAUUGUAAUCGCGGCUUUCUGGGCUCGAUAUCAGCCCUUCCUACUGCGUUUUGCUUAGGACUUGAGGGAUCGUCGCUUCAAGUUCUGCGCGACGUCGUUCGGAUUCCUAUUCGGAAUCCUCCGCCCUCAGUCAGUCGCCCGGUCUCAGCGCUCAGGCCUUUAGUCCUCGGUCCUCAGUCGUUCGCUUCAAGCAUCCGUGACGUGAUUAUACUGAGUGGCGAGUGCGCUUUGAAGGCACACUCAGAUACCUAACGAAACCACCGCAGACCGCAUCGCUGCACCUUACAACCCCAUAGGGUAUACCCGGUUAGAAUCGAAGAAGAGACGAAAUAAUAAGUCUCGCGUUCUUGUUCCAUUUUUAUUUUUGUUUUGUUUUGUUUCUUUUCAUUUCUAUUUCAUUAAUUUCGCUACAGCUACGCGUAACACGUUGACGUUUAUUAUUAUCUGCCUUCUGCCUAGAGAAGAGGCAGAGGUUCUUAGCUUCAGUGUUUCACGGAGUGCCGGCGAAUACACGUCGUAACCACAGUACAGGUUCAAAGUAUCGAAGUGAACAGUCGGCGGCAUAAAAUAUAAUUUAAUCGUACAAACUAUACGUAAUAUAUGUAAAGUGCAAUAAAUUGGUCAUCAAGCUAAGGACCUUCUACAGAGGAAUUUAUCAACAUCGGGGGUCAAGGGAAUCGAUUAUCAUAGAACGGGAAUUCUCGAUAGGCAAUUCAUUGGAUAACAUAUUGAAAAGGGCGUUUUUCGGAGGUAAAUAAGAAAGUACGAGAAUGGCGGAGGUGGCGUCAAAGAAGUCUAUGAACGUUGUAAGUAGUAGUAAGAAAAGCAGUGAGGCGUGCAGUGUAAAAUCUAACAACGGUUUGAUAGACUUAGAUAACAUAACAUCCAGCAGUAACAACCAACUAAUAACGAAAUUAUCCGACGACGAUUUGCUAAUAGCUAAUAAUACGAGCUGCAACAAAAACGAUAUAAAUGUGGAUGACAAAAGUCUCCAGGAACUCAUAGAGAGCGAAUUGGCACUAAGGAUAUCGUCGACAAACGACAUUGACAAUGGGGACGACGAGGGAGAAUAUGACGUGAUUGCAGGUUUUAUAGAAGAAAUCGAAGUCACAAGAUCGCAACCGGAAAUCACGAAGAUAGUUUUAGAGCCACGUCCGAACCCACAGGAUAUCAAUUCCGAAUUCAUAAUUGCCGAAAUAAACCACUACAACGUUAUCGAAGAUCGAUACCCCCCAGAAAACGGUCAUUUUUUAACUGAUCUGGAAUCGACGCUCCAAAAUGAACAUGAACCAGUCACAGGAUCAAACGGAAUCUCAGAUGAGAAUGUGAUCCGGUCGCAGAGAAACGGUGAAAUGGAACAAAAUACGAUCUUAGAAGACAAUGGAAGGUCAAACAUCGGUGAGACGGUACGAGAUAUUUCGGAAAAGGAUAUUAUAACCAACCGAGAGGGUGGCGUUUCGCAGGGAGGGCAGGUGGCCAAAAUUUUCGAUGAUCAACCCUGCCUGGACAAUGUUGACGGGGAUUAUUCGUGCAGGUCAGUUUCAACCAUGGACCAUAGUGCUCAGGUUCGCGACGAAAGGGAACAAAAAUUGUCGGGAAAAAUUGCGCUCGACGACGAACAAAGCGAAACCAAAGAUCAAAUCUCAGAGCAAAUUUUUGACUCUUCUUCCUCAAAAACUAACGAACUAUUGGAUACAUGGUCUAACCCUGAAUCCUCGGGAGAUACUUUACUGAUCGGUCAGUUCUCCGAUAACUUUGAUGAAAGCUUGACCACCCAGCAAACUGAAGUUUCACAAGUUGAAACUGAAGAUUCCCAAUGCCUGGACGUUCUGCAAAAUCUUAAGUCGGAGGAAACAAGGCCAUUGGAAACAACGAGUAAUCAAUUUUUGAACGAAGAUACCUCUGACAUUGUUCAAGGUACAUUCGAACAGGUUUUUACGGUCACGGUAGACAGCACAAACGGACUCGAUUCUCAGACAUUCGAACUCACGGACGACCUGUCAUCCGAACAACAAACCCUUAAAGAACAAGUUGUUCAAGGUGAAAACGUAGAGAGUUUGGACAACGCCGAAAAGAGUGGUAAAGUCGAAGCGGAGAGUCUUCGUGAAGUGACGUCCACAUCCACGGACCCGGAUGUUCAGGAUUUUGAAGCAUCUGCAGGUUUCGAGAGAACCGUUUCUUCGGAGGUUCUGAAGACGCAAGAAUUUAUAGAAUUCGAACGACUGGAUGCUCGUGAGGCUGAAAUAAGUGAAAAAACCGUCUCUCCGGAUGAUUUCCAACAGUCGCUUGAUCUUGAAACAUCGAAUGAUUCCACAAACCCAAAGGAGACGAGUUCCACCGUAGAGGUAAUCCAGGCAACCGAAAAAUCAUCGAACUCGGAAUCGCCGCGCGUUUUUUCCGACAGUAUAUACGCAGAUCAUUGCUUUGUGGAGACUCAUGGUCAAGGUCAGCAGGAAUUUGAGUCUUGGACAACAGUUGAACAAGCGACCGGCGUGCCUUUGCUCGACGAACCCGAAGGAACCGAGGAUCUUAGUCAAAAUGAGCAGCAAACCAACGACCCUAACCUUGCGCUCACUAACAUUAGCGACAACUUGAACGCGGCUGAUCUUCAACAGCUUGCUCCCUUAGCCACUCCUGAUGACGAAAUAAGCGAUGUCUCUAACAAGUGUGAUUCUCACAUCGAAAGCAGGGAGGAGGUAAUCACGACUACUUCCGUCGUCACAAAUUCAACUACCUCUGCCAAGAGCACGAAAACUGCAAAGACAAAAAAAAAGAAAAUCGAAGGUGUUGCGAAUAGCGAUGCCUCACCAGGUCUCACACCACGAACCAAGAAGACUAAGAAAAGCAAGAAGAGCGAAUCUGAGAAAGAGAACGUGAACGGUAACAUAGACGAAUCAAACAUGCGUACCAAAAUCAGCCCAAGUUAUCCGGGAAAAGUUGAGCCUGUGACUGGCGACGAUGAGCUGUCAAAUGUCAACGUAAAAACUUUGACACAGAGCUAUGUAUCCGAGACGAAUAAAACAGAACAAGAAAAGAGCAACAAGGAAAUCAUCGCCACUGGUGUAUCCAUUAAGCAACUGUGCCGAAGCUGGCUUGGUGACCUGUCAAACAUGAGCGAUACAGAAGCUGACGGUUUUGGUCAAGAGGAUCAUGAAAUGCCAGAUUGCGAAGAGCGGAGGGCCACAACUACAUUGGAAGGACGACAUUUUUAUCAUACACGCCAUAGCGUGCCCAAUGGUUCGAUGCAAUCCAUUAAUUCAACUACAAAAGAAAGCCUGAUAUCUUGUGAAUCAGGCUUUUAUACGAAAGCAAAGUCAAUGGGUGACUUGAGAAUAAUUUCUCAGGAUCGUACGGAACUUGCUAAAGAUGCAACAAUAUUCAGCAGUGUUUCUGUAAAAGCACUUAGAGCGUGCUACUGUAGUUUGGCUAAUUUAAAAAUCGACAGUCUUCAAAAGGACUCAACCGACCUGCCUAGACCACUCGUCAAGUAUCAGAAAUCGAGCUUCAACAAAUUCGAUGCCUUAAGCAAGAAACCCGUCCUUCAUGUUCGAUCAGUUGACACUGGAAAAGUUCAACAACAAUUCAAUUCGGUUGGUCAAAAUGGUGAGCCAAUUCCGAAUUGCCGUAGUUGUGGCAAAGUGGUAUUUCAAAUGGAACAGACGAAGGCGGAAGGAUUGAUUUGGCACAAAAAUUGCUUCCGGUGCAAUCAAUGCAGCAAACAGUUGAACGUCGAUAAUUACCAAAGUCACGAAACGACUCUGUACUGCAAGGCCCACUUCAAGGAACUAUUCCAACCCAAGCCAGUGGAAGAAUCCGACCAGCCCAUUCGUCCACGCAAACCUGAGCUGAUAAUUCGAGAGAACCAGCCGAAAGAAUUGCCGCCAGAUGUGGUCAGAGCGUCUGAUAAGCCAGACUUGGGACUCGAGGAACUCUCUGCGCUCAACGUUAAAUCGCGUUUUCAAGUCUUUGAGAAAACUGGGGUAGAAAAUAACGACAUCGAACGGUCUCCAUCUCAAGUCGCCGUCAAACGAUCACCCAGCAUUCUCAGCAAACUCGCUAAGUUCCAAGCUAAGGGAAUGGACAUUGGUGUUGCCGAUGAAUCCCUCAAUGGAAUUCCCUAUGAAGAGUCUAGCGAGAGUGAAGAGGAGGAAGAAGACACUGAAGAAGUUGAGACAGAAAUAAUAAAAGCAAAACGUUCAACACGCGAACGUCCUAUGAGUUUUUCAAAAAUGGAUGACAUGAAAAAUCGAUGGGAAUCUACAAGCCAGCAGGGCAGACGAGAAUCACAGCGAGAAGCUCGGAAGGAGGAAAUCGCCGGGAUCCGUUCGCGUUUGUUUAUGGGAAAGCAAGGGAAGAUGAAGGAGAUGUAUCAACAAGCGGUAGCUGAGAGUGAGCGAGUGACAAAGAUCAAUGCUGCGGAGGAGAUCCAGGAGAUACAGCAAACCGCCCACGCUCGAUCAAUCAAGGAACGAUUCGAACGCGGUGAACCGAUCGCAGCAAACGACGACGAAAAUCCCGAGGAUAAAUUUAAACAUCAAGAUCGUCCUGACGAGGAGGUUAUCGCCGCUGGUAUCAGCAAGAAAUCGCGCAGUCUUUUCCUAGAACUCGAUGCAACGGCUGCCAAAACUGCAAGGCCUGUCACACCAGUUACCCCAAAAACACCAGCAGAUUCAACGCGACGUGCCCGUGACGCUUUCGUGGGACGUCAAGUAUCCGAGGACGUGAUUCGAAGCACAGAUACCGCAGAGGAGGUCCGAGCAGAGACUUCGGAUAUAUCGAACAAAUUCAAGUUCUUCGAGGCUUACAAAGCGCCUGAGAAACAGCGAAGACAAUUCAGAAUCACUCCACCACGCGACGGACAAGUCAAGAUGGAGUCUCCAGAACGUGAAAUUUACCGCGACCCGGAAGUUGUGCGAGCAGAUGACAGGGUUGAUGAAGUUGUUCGUACCGACACAACGACGAAGAUGUUGUCAAUCUUCAGACAAAUGGAGGAAAAGGCUUGCAAAGAAGAUCUACCUGAUGGCCCCAAGCCUUUGAAACGUUUCACACCACCCCCAGAAGAUAAAUUUGCUAAACCCACUGCUUCGGAAUCAGAAGAGGAAGACGACGAAGAAGGCGAAGAAUCUGAGGCUGGUGAAAGCGGAGAGGAACGCGAUCCCAACUACGUCCGGGCUUCGGAUAAGGUCGAAGACGAAUUUUUGAAGCAGGCUCAAAACGCUGCUCGUGCAAAAACGCUCCGUGCUAAAUUUGAGCAUUGGAAAACAACCGACGACAAAGUGACUAAUCAUAAUGUAGCGGAAAUGGAAAUCGCGCAAGGAGUCGGGGAUCAGUCAAGCAUAGAAUCCGCCAGCAGUCUUAGGGCCCGUUUCGAGUCCCUUGGCUCUCAGCCUUCUGAAGCACCCCGCACAGCAAAAGUAAAAGUCAACAGAUUCGUGAGGAACCAGUAAAACACAAGUACGCUACUGAGAAUGAAAAAGAGAUGAGAAGAUGCCCAACGGAUUUGCCAAAGAAGAAUAUAACGAAGAUAAGCAAAAAUUUGUAGAACGAUGAUCAUUGUUUGGAUUAUUGUCGUUCGAAUAUUAGUUUUUUUUUUUUUUUUAAUAGUAAUAUUACACUAAAUCGUUAUAGUUGGGUAUAAUGUGUGAAUAAUAAACUUCUAACUAUCGUUGAUGGCCUAAAGUACUUUGCAAUGAAUAAUAAAGGUCUCAAUUACAAGUAACGUAACAUACAUAUUAUGGGGUACAAUUAUACAAUCUAAUAUGCAUAUUUUACACGUUAUGAAGUUUUUAAUCAUCGUCACGAUACCAAUCUUACAAUAGUUCUCGUUUUAUCAAUCAACUUGAAAUGCAAUUUUUUUAUUUACACACUCCUAUUGGCAAUGAUUACCCAUUGAAUGAACAAUUAUACAAAUUGUGUACAGCUGUGAUUCAAUGAUUUUUAUAUUAGACAGACACAGCUAAUUGUUCAAAUUUUUAAAACAACUAUUAGCUACUACUUCGUUCAAUCUAGUUUACCAUUUUUGCCUUAUUUGUUUAGAGAGGUGGGGGGGGGGGGGGGGGGGGGGGGUAGGAGUUGGCCAUGGUGGUAGACAUUUAUGAUUAUUGAAAUCUAUGUCAUUACAUACGAAGCAUUACUAUAGUGCCAAUCGAGAAUACAUAGUAAUGUUUUUACAAUUAUUAUUAUUUUGAGAAUUAUAUAGUUUGCCGAUACAAAUAUUUCAAAAUGAAAUAAACUUAUGGACUGAUUUGAAAAUGCUUCCUGAAGAAAAAUUGUUUAAAUAUAUGAUAUUAUGUGAACGAAUAGUGAAUUAAUUCACAAAAAACAAAGGAAACUAAAGUAUAAAUAAAUACUAAAAAUAUCGAUCAAUCUGUAGAGAUGCAGAGAUUGCUAUGUACUACUCUGUGCUAUUUGAUAUUUGGAGAAAAGGUAAAGAAAUAGAAUUUUUGAAAGCUUUACAUUGAUAUAAUUAUUGUAAUAUCAUAUUUUGUAUGGAAUGCACUACAAUUAUAUCACCUAAUCAAUUUAUAUAAAGCAUAGGUAUAUUUAAACUUAAAAAAGAAAUCCAAAAAAGAAGAAAAAAAAGCAAAUUAAACUUCUAACUGUAUGAGGAUCUAUUAAAUUGUCGCAGUUAUGAAAUAUCAGUACGAUUAAUGAGAAUUAAACGUUUAUUCCACAACUCGCCAAAUACAGAUAAAUAAAUUAUGCUCCGAAGAUAUCAAGUUACGAGUUUUUUUUCUUUCUUGAUGAAAAAAAACGCUCAACCUGUUCAUUAUGGUAUAAUAGGUAUGGUAUAGGUAAUUCAGUUUGUUAAUUACAUUUUUUUCAACAGAAAAUUUCAAAUCACAGUUUGUAAAAGAUUUUGAUUCCCUAGCAUAAUUAUUUAUGUGAUCAUUUCCACAUUUAGAGUUAUAAAGAAUCUGUGACUAGGAUUUUCUAUACAUUGUUGGUUAUUUCUUUUCUCUUUCUACUGCAUACUCACUUUUAAUAGUAUACCUGCGAUACGAAAAUCUCUAUAAUGAAACGUAAUAUCAUUAUAAUAGGAUGUAAGACUAAAUAAUUUUUGGUCCCUGUACCAACUGGGAAUAGAUAUUUGUGAAACCCAUGUCCAAAAUAUAUCUAUCAUACGAUACGUACGUACAUACAUGUGUAUAUUAAAAAACAAACAAACUCUGUAUCGUUAGAAUCUAGUUGAUUUUUUUCAAUGAUUGUGGCAUUAAACAAUUUUGCUAUCGAUAAGGUGCUGCGUGGUAAAUAUUAUUAAUGGAGUCUGAAAGAACGAGGUGUCGAUUGCCUAGAAUUACCCUACAAUUAACACUGAACAAUGAUAAUAUCACUGAAAUUUACUAUCAAUGAAAAAAUGCAAUAUCGAGUAGUAUACAUAUGUAUAUGCCUAUAAUUUAUAUGACGAUGGCAAAUACCUUGGCAAUCGUAAUGGAAUAUUUAUUUGUUAUGAUUAGUUAUAGUAUACAGACAUAGGUUUCAUAUUCAACAAAAGAUAAAAUAGUAAUGGAAAAAGAGGAAAAAAACUAAAUUAUUUUAUUGUAACUUUUAUUGUUGUUGAUCAGUGGUAAAAAAGAAUUUAGUGGCAACAAAAUCUCGUAUAUUUGAUAAUAUUAUUAUAUCACAUUAUAUUAUAUAUUAGACAGAGAUAUGUUGCAUUUUAUGUUAUUAUCAUUAUUUCAUUCAUGUAUAAUUUUCAAUUUAUCCGCGUAAACAUUUUAUUGUUUUUAUUUACGCAUAUGUAUUUGUUUAUUAUCACGAUAUGCAAUGAUUACAUAAUAUAACUAAUAACGGUAAUAAUAAUUAAUCAUUGGUAAAACAA